AUGGGUAUUUCAUGUUCUUAAUGUAACUGUGAUAAUAAGAACAAUGAAAGAGAUGUAUUGUCGUUUUAAAUUGAAGAAUGUAUAACAAUACCAACAUGUUAAUCCAAUAUCGAAAAAACUUAGAUGUUGAAAAAGAAAAUGGCAAUAAUAAUUUAAAAAUAUUGGAGAGGUUACCUUGUUAGACAAAAAAAUAAAUAAGAAACACCAGUAGAUCAAUCCUUUACUAAAACAAUAAUAAGUGGAGUUACCAUCUCUAAUGAUGAUUUAGAUCGUAUUUAAAAACCUCCUUACAAGUAUGUUAUCUAAACAUAAGAUUUGCAGGUGGAGCUGUUUAUACAGGAGAAUGGAGAGGGAUAUCUCGAGAUGGAUAUGGUAUUUAAGUUUGGCCUGAUGGAGCUCAGUAUAAAGGAGAAUGGAAACAUAACAAGGCCAAUGGUACUGGUAAAUUUAUCCAUGCAAAUGGGGAUUUCUAUGAAGGUGAAUGGGAAAACGAUAAAGCUAAUGGUUAUGGAAUUUACUAACAUAUUGAAGGACCAAAAUUUGAAGGAAAUUGGCUUAACGACAAAUAACAUGGUUUUGGUAUUGAACGUUGGCCAGAUGGUUCUUAUUAUGAAGGAGAUUACUUUAAUUCUUUUAAAUAAGGCAAAGGGAAAUAUGUUUGGAGUACAGGUCAAAUGUAUAUAGGUGAAUGGAUCUAAAAUUAAAUUUCUGGAUAUGGAAGCAUGAUUUGGUUAGAUGGUAGAAAAUAUGAAGGAGAAUUUCAUUGUGGUACAAUGCAUGGACGCGGAGUUUAUACUUGGCCAGAUGGACGAAAAUAUUAAGGACAGUAUUUUAAAGACAAAAAGCAUGUAAAAAAUAUUAAUAGUUUAGGGAUAUGGUAUAUAUGAUUGGGGAGAUGGAAGAAUAUAUGAAGGAGAAUGGGAGUAUGGAAAAUAACAUGGAAAAGGAUUUUUUAGUAUGAAUUAAUCAAGUUUUGAAGGUUAAUGGAAUAAAGGAAAGAGAAUCACUUGA
Molecule: messenger RNA, 1011 nt
Organism: Paramecium sonneborni
Lineage: Eukaryota; Ciliophora; Oligohymenophorea; Peniculida; Parameciidae
Source: the annotation of a GenBank genome assembly